UUCUUUCUCUGGAACCACCACCGUUGCAGUUGCUGCGGGUCCUCCUUCUAGAGAGAGAAAAAAGAUUUUUGUUCUGUUUCGAGUGUUAGAGAGAGAAAAAAGAGAAGCACAGAGAUGGCGACUCCCCUGGAGAUGGGAUUUCAGUCUCAACACCGCCACCACCACCGCCAUAGCUACUGCUUUCAGUUCUUCUACUCACUCAUCUAGCAGCACCCUCCUACAUUGCUGUUUUUGGGUAUGUACGGCAGAUCCUAUUUUGUUCCCGUUUUGACCCUGCUUUUUCACCUUUAUUACCCUCUUGUCCACUUUGUAUCUGUUCACUUUCCCCUUUUGUUUGUGAAUAUUGCAUUCUCCUUCUCUGCAACAUACAGAUCUUCUUCUCUCUAUCUAGUUCGGCCUCAGCUUUGCUACAUAGAAGGCAACUCUGACCCUAAUCCACAUAUUUUCUGUCAAUCUCAACAAGAAGAACAGUUACAGUGCACUCACAGUUAGUGAUACGAGAGAGAUCCCUAUUUUGCACUCUCAAGCAUUUGUCCCAAGAAGAAGGCCUAGGUUAAAGAAUUGGAAGAGAGUCAACCUUGUACUUUAUGAUUGAAAACCAACAAAUUUACUUGCAAAUUGCAAUUCAUACCCUAUUGGAAUCAACUCACUUAUGUGUAUUGUAGCUUGGAAACAAAGUAGGCAAAUCAUGCGGCUGCAAGUGACUCUGUGGAUUGCUUCGACAUCCUAUUAGUUGCUGGUAGCCCGUGGUCUAUUGUGUUUGUCUUCAAGAAGCGUGAUGGGUUCAAGAUACACAUCCCAUCAGCUCAGCAAUGGCCUUUUUGUUUCUGGCCGUCCUGAGCAGCCAAAAGAAAGGACUCCAACAAUGAGCUCAACUGCCAUGCCCUACACUGGUGGGGAUAUCAAGAAGUCUGGAGAACUGGGAAAAAUGUUUGAUAUUCCCACUGAUGGCUCUAAGUCUAGGAAAUCUGGGCCACUUACUAGUGCUCCUUCAAGAACCGGAUCUUUUGGAGGGGCAGGUUCCCAGUCGGGGUCGAUGAUGCCUAAUGUGGCUCCUCGUGCUGGCUAUACAUCAGGACCUUUAUCAUCUGGAGGCCUGCCAACGGGCCCAUUGAAGAAGUCAAAUUCUGGGCCAUUGAAUAAGCAUGGGGAGCCCUUAAAGAAGUCAUCUGGUCCUCAAUCUGGUGGAGUGACUAGGCAAAACUCUGGCAGUAUUCCCCCUGUUUUACCCGCAACUGGUCUAAUUACAUCUGGACCUAUAUCUUCAGGACCGCUGAAUUCAUCUGGGGCUCCUCGGAAGGUAUCUGGUUCUUUAGACUCUACUGGGUCUGUUCCAAAUCACAGUUCAUCUAUUGCUCACAACCCUGCUGUGACUACUAUUAGUCAAGACGACGACGGUUCUUUCAGGAGAAACUUCCCGAAGCCAGUAUUGUGGUUGGUGAUUAUGAUAUUUGUGAUGGGGUUCAUUGCUGGUGGUUUUAUUCUUGGAGCUGUCCACAACGCCAUCCUCCUCAUUGUAGUUGUGGUUCUUUUCAGUGCAGUUGCUGCAAUAUUCAUUUGGAAUAUUUGUUGGGGGGAGAGGGCUAUAAUAAAUUUUAUUGCUAAUUAUCCUGAUACUGAUCUCAGAACAGCAAAAACUGGACAAUAUGUGAAGAUCUCUGGGGUGGUCACCUGUGGUAAUGUUCCCCUAGAAUCAUCCUUCCAAAGAGUUCCUAGAUGUGUCUAUACGUCUACCAGGUUAUACGAGUAUCGAGGAUGGGGUUCAAAACCUGCCAACCCUACACAUCGUCAUUUUACAUGGGGGUUGAGAUCAUCAGAGAGGCAUGUUGUCGACUUCUACAUCUCUGAUUUUCAGUCUGGACUGAGAGCAUUGGUUAAGUCUGGCAAUGGGGCAAGGGUGACUCCUUUUGUGGAUGACUCCUUUGUUAUUGAUAUUAAUCCAGAGAAUAAAGACUCAUCUCCAGAGUUCAUGCGAUGGUUGGGACACAAAAAUCUCUCAAGUGAUGAUCGUUUAAUGUGUUUAAAAGAAGGGUACAUCAAGGAAGGCAGUACAGUUAGUAUGAUGGGAGUUGUUCAGAGAGAUGAAAAUGUGCUUAUGAUUGUUCCUCCACCUGAGCCGUUGGCAACUGGAUGGCAAUGGACCAGAUGUAUCUUUCCAGCUAGCCUUGAUGGAAUUGUAUUGAGAUGGGAAGAUACGUCAACUGGUGACGUUAUACCGGUGUAGUUAGCGACUUGAAACUUCCUGCGUUUCCCUUUGCUCAAAAUAUUUUGCUCCCUCGGGUAUUAUUGAUGGUGAUGGCAGCUGUAGCGAUGGUUUUGCAGUGAUAAAAGUCCCAAUUGUUGGUGGUUUCUGUGGUUAUUAUUAUUAUUAUUAUUAUUUUUUUAACAUUCUUUGUCUUUCUCAAUUUUAUGUACAGGUUUGGACAUUAUUAUAUUGUUUUAAGGUUUGGGUUGGCUUCAAUGUGUCGUUGUUUGAGAAGAUAACGGUUGUGGAAGUAGAAUUGUAAAGAGUUUUUACUUGGAAAGUUGUAUCUGAAGAUGUCAUCUGUUUAAGCUGGAUUUCACUAUUUCUGUUUCUCAGCCACUUAAGAGUUGCUCGUUCUCUUGCUA
Messenger RNA from Tripterygium wilfordii, 2610 nucleotides. RefSeq lists its product as uncharacterized. The record is from RefSeq and is a predicted model, not a curated record. The transcript is spliced from 6 exons. Bases 779 to 2224 code for a protein of 481 amino acids. NCBI's taxonomy places the organism in Eukaryota, Viridiplantae, Streptophyta, Magnoliopsida, Celastrales, Celastraceae.